UUGAAAACAUGGCGGAAGGUUGCGAUAGCCAGCCUGAAACACCCGUCUGGAGCAAAGACAUAUUUUGCAGGUACUAUCUCCAUGGUGUGUGUCGUGAAGGCGAUAGUUGCCGCUACUCCCAUGACCGUUCCGCCCAAGCCUCCAUGGUAUGCCGCUUCUAUCUCAAGGGCAACUGCACAUAUGGAGACAAAUGCAGAUAUGACCACGUAAAACCACAAAAAGAUGUCUCAAAACACCAACCUUCCAACAAGAUCUCAUCAAAUGACGUAAAUCCCAAGUCAGCUGUAAGCAACUCACAGUCACACAAGCCCCCGCCAUUCAGCAGCUGUUGUAACGCCGACUUCAAGAGUAACAUGGUGUCCCUAAAGAAGGGCGUGGCGCCAAGUCCUCAGCCUCAGGUGACCUUAUCCUCCCUGGGGAAGCCAGCAGAGGAGUGGGUCAAGGCUAAAGAAUUUGUCCCAGGACAGCCCUAUGAGGGUGCAGUUCCAAGCUCCUAUGCCAAAGCAGCCAAGGUCGGCAAGCCCGAGGAAGAAGAGACCCCAGCUGCAGAUGAUGAUGGUGCGUAUGAAGCAACAGAUAACUCGAAGAUGCUGUGCCCAUUUGCUGCCCACGGAGAGUGUUGGUAUGGUGACAACUGCGAGUACCUCCAUGGCAAUAUCUGUGACCUUUGUGGCCUUGCUGUCCUUCACCCUGACGAACCCGACCAGCAGGAACAGCACAGGAAGGUUUGUCACGCGCGCCAUGAAAAGGACAUGGAGUUGUCCUUCGCUAUUGCUCGCAGUAAAGACAAGGCCUGCGGUAUAUGUAUGGAUGUGGUGGUGGAGAAGAAUCCAGUCAGCGAGCGGCGCUUCGGGAUUCUGCCCGGCUGCAACCACUGCUUCUGUCUCUCCUGUAUACGCAAGUGGAGGUGUGCCAAGCAAUUUGAAAAUAAAAUAAUCAGAGCAUGUCCUGAGUGUCGGCUUCAGUCCGACUUUGUGACACCCAGCCAGUACUGGUACGAGACCAAAGAAGACAAAGAGAAACUAAUUGAAGGUUAUAAGGGAGCAUUAAGUUCAAAACCAUGUCGGUAUUUCGAUCAGGGAAGAGGCGAGUGUCCCUUCAAUGAAAAGUGCUUUUACCUUCAUGCAUAUCCAGACGGGCGGAUAGCGGAACCCCAGCCCCGGAAGGUCCGGAGGCGGAGGAACGCAGAUGGCGAGACGGACAUUGUUAGGCGGAUCAGCUUGUGGGACUUCUUCGAGGAGAGGGACAUGAGGCACAAUUUAUGGAUCCUAGAAGAGGAGUUCUUGUCACACCUCCUGUUAGAUAUUAUGUUAGAUAGUGAUUCAAGUAGUGAUUCUGAUGACGCGUGGUAGCAUUUGAUUGGUCAGGGACUGGCAUGUCGUGUUCUUAUUGGCUAAUUUAUUCUGACUAAACUUGCAGGGAGUGAGCUUGGCCUUUGUUCAGGGCAGAGUGAUUGAUUUAUAGGAGAGUCAAGGAUUUGUUUGGUAUUAGAAGAAAUUGAUUCUGCUAAUCUGCUACUGGGUUGACUCUGGAUAAUGGUAGGAUAAUAUUCAGACCCAACAAUACACUGCUAUAAACCUUCAAUAACCAAAUAAACCCGUUUUGUACAGGAACGUCUGUGUACUUACAGUUCAUAGUGAUGUGAUAUUUUUAUUAUGCCCUCUGAAUCAUACAACAUAUUUAUAUUUGUGCCACUUUACUGCCAUGAAUUGUUUUGUUUCCUUACUUGACUGAUUUCCAUGGUAACGAUUUCCUCAGAAAUAAGACCUUGUGAAGAUCUGGGUAAGAAUAGAUCGAUCUACUGCAAACCAUGCUGACAAAAUGGAUAGGAUAGAAAGACUCACUGAUGUGUUUGAUACCUGACAUCCUAUAUCAGUUGUGUACAUUGAUCUUGAUGAUGUCAAUCAUUGGAUUAUCUGGUUCACACUGCUAUAUUAAUCAAACAAACAAUGAAAUCAGUUGUGGAAGGUAGAGUAAUUAGUUUCACUGUUUGUGACUUCCGAGAUAAUAUUCUAUCAGGGUGUUUGUAAAAUAUUUUAGCAUUCUUUUGUUUUUGUUAUAAUAAAUUGUUUUUGUUUUGCACAAAAACAAACGAGUUGAAAUGAGUUUAGCUUGUAAGACCAAAUCAAUGUUUCUGUUUUUAAUGUUUUUGUUACGUUUCCCAAUCACUGAUUUUCUUAAAAAGUUGUCUGUAUAGGCUUUGUCUUGUCACACAUUUUUAACCUGAACGUGUUUCAACGAACAAAAAGCAACCCAAAUAUGUAUUUGGUGUUUAGUAUCAACUGGCCAUCAACUCGUUGCAGUUUUGAAAAUCAAGCAUGGAUGUCAAGAAGUCUUAGUCUUAAUGUCAAAAGUUUAAGCAGACCCUGGAUUCUAAUAGCCAACAUAAUAGAGCCCAAGUACCGCCUUAGUUUUGAAUACAGUUUGAUUGUUGUUUUGUUUGAUGUUUGGUUGUCUGUUAUUGAUCCAACAGGUUUUGAGAUGCCCCUGUCAAGUGAAACUUUGUGAGCAGACAUUCUGUACCCGUUGGACUUGUGGUAUCAAGAGACAGAACCCUGUAUAGGUUCCUGCACAGCUCGAAAGUGCCAGUCUUCCACUGUUUACCGACUUUGUUAACUAGGAAUAUAUGCAUAUGCUCAAUAAUGUACUGGCAACCUGAUGUGUUACAUUGUCAAUAUUCAUACAAUUCACUUCAUGCUGUGUAGGGGCGGUGGGGUAUCCUAAUGGUUAGAGUGUUCGCUUAUCAUGCCAAAGACCUAGGUUUGAUUCCCCACAUGGGUACAAUGUGUGAAGACCAUUUCAGGUAUUGGCUUGGAUGUGGAUAAAUGGUUGUACUUUCCAAAGCUCCGUAUACUGUUGUUUAAAGCAGUGCUGAACUGCAUCUUUGCUGAACUGCAUCUCCCAUCCCGACAAUAGUUCGUAUCAGGAUUUUCUGUUUGUUAACUCAAUGUAGAUGAUAGUUUUAUGAGUAACAACCUCUUUUCAUUGUGAUAAACAGGUAAUCUCAUUUUUCUCCCUGAACUUUCUGCUGAAAUUUUGGGAUGAAGAAGUUUUGGCAUGGAGAAGUUUUGAGAGGGAACCUUUCAAUGUGAUAAAGAAAUUGUUUCACAAGAGCUUUUCUCUACUUGUUAAACCCCAGUUUGCCGCCGCUCAUCCUGUUGAUAAUUAACACCAGCCUUCACUCAGUUUUUCUAUCAAAUGGAUAACACUUUCUUUUCAGUGUAAGUUAUUUUCCAUAAACUUUUGUCUACUUUGUCAUCCAUCAAUGUGUAAUAAAGGCCUGUAUCAAAUGGUGUAGUUUUUCAGGUAUUGGAUAGGUCUGUUGCAAAGGAUUGUGGGUCACACAUUGUAAGCAGAAUACCAUCUGUUGCAUGGAUACCACUGAACCUUAUCCCUACACAGUUUGUCAGCUACCUCACUGACAUGAAGUGAGCAGGGUGCUUGGAAUGUUGACAGUGAACAUGCAGGUGCUAGCCCAUGUGAUAGAGAACGAUUCCAUUUGUAUCUGGACAUGUUCAGAGAUGUAACUUGGCAUUAAGUCUGAACUUGUGUAACGGUUUCUUUUCUUUUGUUAUUUAGGAUCUGAUCAUGGACUUGUAUUUCCAUUUUUAAGACUUGCUACAGAAUUAUUUUUAGUACUAGACUGACAUGAAUCAUAUAUUAAACUUGUGAACAGAAUUAGAUUUUGUAGUAUAAAGAUGUAUUUUGAAGUAGACCAACUUUAAGACAUAGUUUCCAGAUAUAGUAACGCGAUACCUGAUCAGGAGACUCAAACAGCUAGUCAUAGAAAUAUAGAGUGAGUGUUUGUUGCAAGUACAGUCCAACA
Molecule: messenger RNA, 3826 nt
Organism: Haliotis rubra (blacklip abalone)
Lineage: Eukaryota; Metazoa; Mollusca; Gastropoda; Lepetellida; Haliotidae
Product: probable E3 ubiquitin-protein ligase makorin-1
Exons: 8
Coding region: 9-1352 (447 amino acids)
Biological process (GO): protein polyubiquitination
Molecular function (GO): metal ion binding; ubiquitin protein ligase activity
Source: RefSeq, a predicted model, not a curated record